AGACACCUGAGACAUUAGUAUUCACACAACGAGGAAGACCACCUGGCGACGCACCUAGAACUCGUCGUAUUGAUCGCCUGUCUCCGUUUUUUUGGCCUGAAGAAAGUUUUUCCUUUUAUAUUAAUUUGAUUUCAUGAGCUGAGCAAGAUGUUCGUCGUUAGACUUAUUCUCUUCUUAUGCCUUGUAGUGGCCGUUUUCGGACAGAUAACAACUACUGCGGCUCCCCCGGCUACUGCAGCUCCUCCGUCUACUGCGGCUCCCCCGUCUACUGGGGCUCCCCCGUCUACUGGGGCUCCCCCGUCUACUGCGGCUCCUCCGUCUACUGCGGCUCCCCCGUCUACAGAGCUUCCAGUCAACAGAGGCUCCCCCGUCUACUGCGGCUCCCCCGUCUACUGCAGCUCCUCCGUCUACUGCGGCUCCCCCGUCAUACUGCCGGCUCCCCCGUCUACUGCGGCUCCUCCGUCUACUGCAGCUCCUCCGUCUACUGCGGCUCCUCCGUCUACUGCGGCUCCCCCGUCUACUGCAGCUCCCCCGUCUACUGCAGCUCCUCCGUCUACUGCAGCUCCUCCGUCUACUGCAGCUCCUCCGUCUACUGCGGCACCAACACCAAAACCGGAGGCCACUACAACACCAUCAAAAUCAGAUCCCUGUGUCCCAAACCCAUGCAAAGGUGGCAGCAGCUGUCAGCCAGGCUAUGACUCCCACUUCACCUGUCUCUGUCUGACUGGCCAAAAAUACUCUGAGGCUAGAGGGCAAUGUGAGGAAGCCAAGGUCUUCCCAGGAUCUCUGACCCUGCCUGGUAUGGCCUUCAACGAAGACAUGACCAAACCACAAUCAGAAAGUUUCAAAAACACAACUGACAUUUUAAUUAAUAUGAUGGGGGAUGUUUUACGGAGUCAACAUGGCUACAUUGAUUCCACAGUGCUGAAUUUCAGCAAAAUGGCUACGGGUCCGGCUCGUACCUUCUGGUCACUUAAGUCAGGUGGCGUCAACGUGACCAUGGAGAACAAUUUUGAACUCUACUCCAACAUCACAGAAGACAUCAUCAAGGAAAAGAUACAGGGUGCUAUUAAAGCCUGUGACAAACCGCUUGCCCGUUGUUUAAAUAACCUACUUGGAAAUGCAGCAUACAAAGAAACCAAUCUGUGUGAUUCGUAUCGGAAACCUUGUGAUGACACGUCAACUACUUGUACUUCUGAGAGUGGUAUACCUAAAUGUAGCUGUCAGAACAAUUACGUGAAAUCGGAAUACUCUAUCAGAACAUGCAAAGCUUGUGAAAGUGGCAAGAAAGCAGAGGACGGUGUGUGUAAUGAUUGUUCAUUUGGUUAUUCGGGUUUAAACUGCAAUGAAUCAUGGAAGUUGAUGCUGGUGAUUGUCGGCACUGUUCUUGGUGCACUGCUACUCAUCACACUAAUCAUGCUGCCAGUAGUUGCACGCAAGACGUCCAAGAAGAGCUCCUCCAAGAAGUCCUCGAAGAACGCUGAGGUUCCUACCUACACCAGCCCCUAUAACGCCAAGGACUUCAGGGCAUCGGCUUUAACCAAUGGGGGGGUGACCAAUGUCAGUUCAGGUUUUGUAGGUGUACCCAAGAUCCCCCGGGCCAUGCCCAACAACAACAGCUUGGACCGUGGCAGCAACCUGGAGAUGACGGAGAGCGGUAGCAGACAGGCACUGGUGACCAGGGGAGACAAAGGAGGGAUUGGCGGCUACCAGAACCCUGAUGACACAAGGAGCUUCAACAACAGGAACCCCUACCAGAGCGGAGGUCAGGGCAACAACCCCUACCAGAGCGGAGGUCAGGGCAACAACCCCUACCAGAGCGGAGGUCAGGGCAACAACCCCUAUCAGAGCGGAGGUCAGGGCAACAACCCCUACCAGAGCCGAGGCUAGGACAACCCUUACUUUACACACGACAAUGGAAGAAGAAACUGAAGACCCACUGGAACAGUCAACUAAGGAAACCAUUUUCUUCACAACACAAAUGCUUAGAAAUCAGAAAGCAAUAACAAUGUUUUUUAAAUAGUCCUACUUGUGAUUCCUCCCAAUGUUCUACUCAACUUUUAUGCACUGUGUAUCAAUCUUUUUUUUUGUACAAUAGAUGAUAGUUGAGUUGCAGUGUCCAUUCUGUCCAAGAGUGGGCGGUGUAUCCAAGCUCCUGAAAUUGAUGUAGCCAAAAGGCAACUAAUGUAUUGUCGCUCAGUUUUUCUUAUGUUUUUAAGUAUGAGUUAAUCCAUUCUCAUGUCCUGAUUAUAUUGUAUAACUGUAAUUAAUGUAUUUUCUAAUAUCAAUCCAAUACUGUAUUCAUGUGUGAUACAUGACGGCCUAAUCUGCGACUCAUGCAAAUCUUACAUUAACAUCAAUGCAACAAUGCAAGAUGUUAUAACAUGAAAGGCCCAAGUUUCGCGUGCUAAAUCAUCAUUACAUUAUGAUUGCAUGGGUCUGUCAUUUUAAAUGUUUCUUGUUAAUUUAUUUGAAUAUGGACGAACCCAGUUAAAUUGAUGUUAAGGGAAUUUAUUGGUGUGGUUCGCCAUUAUCUAUUUGAUCUCUUGUACAUCUAGAUCAGGGUUUAGAAAUAGCAAAUAAUGCCUUUUAUCCUUAAUGUGCCAUCUUAAUACAUAUUGUAUAUGUAAUAUAAAUAUAGUCAAAUAUAAAUAAACAGAAUGUGUGUAAAAUUGUUCAAUGAUACACACAGUUCAGUAUGAUGACUUUUACACAAUACAUUUUGUAAAUGAGACUGGCUUCUCGAUGUUGGAAUAAAGAAAAGGAACAUAAAUCCAUUUUGAUUGUA
Salvelinus sp. IW2-2015 is the source of this 2788-nucleotide messenger RNA. The record is from RefSeq and is a predicted model, not a curated record. Lineage: Eukaryota; Metazoa; Chordata; Actinopteri; Salmoniformes; Salmonidae.